Molecule: messenger RNA, 462 nt
Organism: Drepanopeziza brunnea f. sp. 'multigermtubi' MB_m1
Lineage: Eukaryota; Fungi; Ascomycota; Leotiomycetes; Helotiales; Drepanopezizaceae
Source: RefSeq, a predicted model, not a curated record
AUGCCGUUUGGAAUGGAGCGUGCUGCUGAGACGAUAGGGAGUGUGAAGAACGGGAAUGGGUAUAAGGGUGGAAGUGGAAUUGCGGAGGAGGUGGUGGGCGCGCAGGAGGAGGCGGGGACGAAGACGAGAGGUAGACCGAGGGUUGAUACUCAGUCUUUCUACUAUUCGCCCCUACUGGAGCCGAAUGAACUGAAAGGCACCAAUGAAGAGAUGUGCAAUAUCUUCAUUGGUCUGUAUGACUUCAAUGUUGGCAAGGGGCUGUUGCAGCGAGAACCAGAGUUUGGGCAACAGCAUCAGUUGACGACGGGACGGUUUCUCCCUUCAGCGAAAGCUUCUUCUUCAUACGAGGAUAGUCAUGAUGAAAACAGUGAGGGACCCCAAAAGCGUGUGAAUUCGAUGUCUGAUCGUCGGCUGAGAGGAUCGAGAAAGUCUCCGAGUGAACGACCAGAAAAAGAACACUAG